This is a messenger RNA of Helobdella robusta, 627 nucleotides long. RefSeq lists its product as hypothetical. Lineage: Eukaryota; Metazoa; Annelida; Clitellata; Rhynchobdellida; Glossiphoniidae. The record is from RefSeq and is a predicted model, not a curated record. The transcript is spliced from 5 exons. Bases 1 to 627 code for a protein of 208 amino acids.
AUGUGUGCAGUCCGUUGCGCCCUGGCCGUAGAAGACAUUGCAGGCACUUUCUUUGAAAGUAGUGCGACUUACAGUUGCGUCGAAGAGAGCGUUGACAAGUCAGACUGCACCACUGACAAGAACGACGUUGAAAACUGGGAUCAGGGCAGAGUCGCCAAAAAAUUGCCGAGCGGAUUGACAGAUUGGAAAGAGGGUAAGAAUUACAUUUCAUCCCAGACGGAAGAUUUUAGUGACUACCUUUGCCAGAAAUAUCGCAACGAACCUUUACCAGCAUUAGGUGCUCAAGAAAGCAAAGCAGUUGCCUUUGUUGAUGGGAAAAGAUGGAAUGAAAUUCAGGCCGAUAAAGAAGAAUCUCUUGAUGUGCAAAAAUUCAUCUGCCUGGAAACAACAGAGGAGAAGAUGCACUUCGUUGUAGACUCGCAUUCCAUGAGCGGUCGCUUCGGCACUCGAUUCUGCGCUUACAAGUGCACGCAGUCUGACAAAGUAGAUUGGUGCGAUCCCUCGCAGUUUGACGCCCAGCAGGACAAGAUGGCUACCUGGGCUGGCCCUUUCACCACGCUCAAACCGGAAGUAGGUGGUCUACCAGUUAAAACACUCGAAUAUUCUUACAAAUUAUUAGCAGACUAA